GCAUCCUUUCAGCGUCUCUCACACGUGCGAGCUAGCAGGACGUUCAGUUCCGUUCAAGUGUAGUCAGUAUUUUCUGUCCUCAGUGAAGCUAGACUCUGCCGAGAGGACCUAAAACCAGCAGAUUAACAUGGCAAGUGACGACGUUAACCCAAAGGCCUUCCCACUUGCUGAUCCCCAACUUACUGUGACAAUUCUUGACCUCAUUCAACAAGCAUCCAACUACAAGCAGCUCAGAAAGGGAGCCAAUGAAGCCACCAAAUGCUUGAACCGUGGCAUUGCUGAGUUUAUCGUCAUGGCAGCUGAUACAGAACCACUAGAAAUAUUACUGCACCUGCCUCUUUUGUGUGAAGACAAGAACGUACCAUAUGUAUUUGUUCGUUCCAAGCAAGCUCUUGGUCGUGCAUGUGGAGUGUCCCGGCCUGUCAUUGCAACUGCUGUUACCAUCAACGAAGGCUCACAACUCAAGCCCCAGAUUCUGUCACUUCAGCAAUCCAUUGAAAAACUGCUGAUAUAACCCUCAGUACACACCCAGUUGUUCCUUAGUAAUAAAAUAUCACGAUCAACAUCA
This is a messenger RNA of Orbicella faveolata, 568 nucleotides long. RefSeq names its product NHP2-like protein 1. Gene Ontology annotation, molecular function: RNA binding. Lineage: Eukaryota; Metazoa; Cnidaria; Anthozoa; Scleractinia; Merulinidae. Gene Ontology annotation, cellular component: ribonucleoprotein complex; nucleolus. Gene Ontology annotation, biological process: ribosome biogenesis. The record is from RefSeq and is a predicted model, not a curated record.